UUGUCACUUGUCUUUUGUUGGUAAAACUUAACAUUGCCUUGUGAAUCUUCUCGGCUAGGGGAGCUUGCUUGCUCACGGUUCUGAACCGGUGUUGGAGUCUUCAGCUUGUCUCGGUCUCCUCUCUCUUUCUCUCUCUCUCUCCCCGGUUCGUUUUGGUCCGUUGAGUGGGUAUCACGGAUGUUGCGUUGGGUGAGAGCCAUCAGGCUCUGUUCUUGACAGAUCUGGUACGGGUUUCUUCGUAGUAGGAAUAGUGCGUGGAGCUCAAGGUCUUCGGAGUUGUCAGCCAGGGCCUCCUUGUUUCAGUGGCGGCUCGUGUAGAUCCGGCGAGUUUCAGCGGAGGCCUGAAAAGAUGACAAGGGAGAUCGAAAUGCAGGAGAUGGAUUGGACGGCUAUUCCGAAGCCCUCGGAAGAGAUGCAGAGCAGGUGGCUCUUGCAGCCCUCUACAAAGCUCAAGAAGAAGACAAAUGCAAGGAAAAAAGCUUAUGCAUGGUCUCUCGUCGUACUGAUUGGCGUGCUAGCGGUUCUUGGGUUUUCCAUGAUGAUCAGAGCUCUCACGCAUCGCCACCACCACCAACAACAACAGACACCUGAAAUCUACAGCAGUGCGCUUCACGCUGGACUUAAGUUCUUCAACAGCCAGCGUUCUGGGCACUUGCCCGACGGAAACAACGUUACGUGGAGAGGGGAUUCUUGUGUCCAAGACGGGAAGUAUCCGGGGAGCACCUACAGAAACUUGUCUGGAGGUUAUUACGAUGGUGGUGACGCAAUAAAAUCAAACUUCAAAAUGUCUUUUGCGAUGACCAUGUUGAGCUGGAGUGUCAUUGAAUAUCAUUCCAAGUAUGAAGCAGUUGGAGAACUCAGCCACGUUGAAGGGCUUAUCAAAUGGGGAACAGACUACUUCCUAAACACUUUCGACUCUAGUGCUGAUAUUGUCAAUGAAAUGGUGUUACAGGUCGGAGAUGAAGGAACUGAGAGCUACUGUUGGAUGAGGCCUGAGGACACUGAUUACAAAAGACAUUUACAUGUCUGUUUCGGUGACUGUCCCAAUCUUGCUGCAGAAAUGGCGGCUGCACUGGCUUCAGCAUCCAUCGUUUUCAGUGAAAACGUAGCAUAUUCCCAAAAGCUUAUUCAAGGUGCCAAGAUUCUAUAUAAGUAUGCAGAGUCAUCUAUGAAAGGCAUUAGUAGUAACACAGACUCAAGCUCUUCCUGGGACGAGCUUUUAUGGGGUGGGACUUGGCUCUAUUAUGCUACUGGGGAUGUAAGUUACCUUGAUAGGGUAACAACUCUUGCACUGGACGAUCGUUCUGACUCUUUUUCGCGCGACCCUGGCGUGUUCAGUUGGAACACAAAGCUAGCCGGAGCUCAGCUGCUGUUGACACGGCUGAGGCUAUUUUUGAGCCCUGGAUAUCCAUCUGAAGAAGUUUUGAGAAAAUUUCAUGAUCAAAUCGGCAUUGUAAUGUGCUCUUACUUACCUUCUUUCAACAAGUUCAAUAGAACCAAAGGAGGUCUGAUCCAGUUAAACCAUGGAGAUCCACAGCCCCUGCAAUAUGCUGCAAAUGCGGCUUUCCUAGCGGCGCUAUACAGCGAUUAUCUAGAUGCUUCUGAUACUCGUGGAUGGACAUGUGGGCCUAAUUUCUACUUUGCUUAUGUACUACGCGACUUCUCUCGAUCACAAAUUGACUACAUUCUCGGUAAAAACCCACGGAACAUUAGCUACGUCGUGGGUUUUGGGGAGCGAUACCCUAAACGGGUACACCACAGAGGAGCUUCCAUUCCAAAAGACCGGAAAGAGAGUUGCGAAGGAGGAUGGAAAUGGAGAGAAAGCUCAAAGGAAAACCCAAAUGUGGUUGAAGGAGCAAUGGUCGCUGGACCCGACGGACAUGAUGGGUUUCGUGAUGAUCGUACGAACCCAAACUAUACAGAGCCGACACUGACCGGAAAUGCGGGUCUCGUUGCCGCUCUCGUUGCCUUAUCAGGAGACAAAAACAUGUUUGAAAAGAACCGUAUUUUCUAUGCAGUUCCUCCAUUGUUCCCCGACGCUCCUCCUCCUCCAGCACCUUGGACCCCAUAGGGAAUGUUUUGUCUACCUUACGCUCUCAGUUAUCUUUGAAUCUAUGUAUUAUCGUGUGGUUAGCAUGUACUAGUACUUGAAGAACUACAAUGAUCUAUGAUUUUGAAUUGUUAAGCAUCCAUCAAAAAGAUCUCAC
Molecule: messenger RNA, 2207 nt
Organism: Raphanus sativus (radish)
Lineage: Eukaryota; Viridiplantae; Streptophyta; Magnoliopsida; Brassicales; Brassicaceae
Product: endoglucanase 25-like
Exons: 7
Coding region: 350-2071 (573 amino acids)
Biological process (GO): carbohydrate metabolic process
Molecular function (GO): hydrolase activity, hydrolyzing O-glycosyl compounds
Source: RefSeq, a predicted model, not a curated record